Helianthus annuus (common sunflower) is the source of this 1761-nucleotide messenger RNA. RefSeq names its product zinc finger MYM-type protein 1-like. The transcript is spliced from 2 exons. NCBI's taxonomy places the organism in Eukaryota, Viridiplantae, Streptophyta, Magnoliopsida, Asterales, Asteraceae. The coding region runs from base 1 to 1761 and encodes 586 amino acids. The record is from RefSeq and is a predicted model, not a curated record.
AUGACUGGUUCUUACUUCUUACUCUCGCUAAACAAAUCGCAUGGAUCCGGUUUCUUGCUUAAACUUGCUUCUUGCUUUAGUCAGUUCACAAGCAGGGGCGGAUCUACACUUCUUCGGGGGGUUCCCGGGAACCCGUUUGGUAGUAUGCAAAUGCGAAUUCCAAGUUUUUUCCAAAGACAACCAUCAAAUGUUGAAUCAUCAUCUUCAAAUGGUAAACCAUUGAAAAUAGAUAUGGAUAAUCUUCCAUGGGAUCCUUCCGAGAGGAAGCCAAUUUCAUCUUAUCACCCUAGCCAAAAAGAUGAAAUUAGACGUACAUAUUUGCUUAGAGGUCCAUGUCAACCGCAAGGGAAAAAAGAUGAUUUUCCACAAACCCAAGUCGGUAAUGGUGAUAAGUUAAGGCGUUUUAAUCCGAAAUGGUACACAGAAAAGCAUGGAAAUUGGUUGGAAUAUAGUGUCAAAACAGAUAAAGUGUAUUGCUUAUAUUGUUACUUGUUUCAUGAAAGUGGACAAAAUGAUGCAUUUGUGAGUGAAGGGGUACGAUGUUGGCACAAGAAAGACGAAAAAUUAAAUGAGCAUGUUGGUAAAGGCAAUAAUACUUUUCACAAAAGAGCCGUUGAAAAAGGGGAAGACUUACUUAAAGAAGCUCAAUCUAUACUUGCGUGUAAUGGAAAUUAUUCUCAGAAAGAUAGAAAAGAAUAUAGAAUGCGAUUAAGUGCUUCGGUUAUGAUUGCUCAAGGAUUGUUAAAUGGUGGGUUACCUUUUCGGGGUCACGACGAGUCUGAAGAAUCCUUAUAUAGAGGACAUUUCAUAGAGUUUUUAAAAUUGUUCGGACAAAUGAAUGAAGCAAUUGGUAAGGUUAUACUAGGUAAUGCUCCCGGUAAUAACCAAAUGACAGCUCCGUCAAUACAAAAAGAUAUUUGUAAUUGUUUUGCAGAAGAAGUGUUAAAGAAGAUAUUUGAAGAACUUGGUGAUGAUGUCUUUUCUAUAUUAGUUGAUGAAUCGAGAGAUAUUUCUAAAAAGGAACAAAUGGCUGUGGUUUUGAGGUCUGUAGAUAAAUUAGGAUUUGUGAAGGAGCGUUUUAUCGGUCUUGUUCAUGUUAAGGAAACAACCGCUUUAUCUCUUAAAUCUGCAAUUGAUGAAUUGUUUGCUCACUACAAUUUGAGUUUGGGUACGGUUAGAGGCCAAGGAUAUGACGGCACAAGCAACAUGUCUGGUGAGUUUAAUGGUUUAAAAACUUUGAUUUUGAAAGAAAAUUCUUCGGCGUAUUUUGUUCAUUGCUUUGCUCACCAACUUCAACUUGUUGUUGUGGCCCUUGCAAAUAAGCAUCUUGAAAUUUGCAAGUUUUUUGAAGAAAUAUCAAAGUUGACCAAUGUUGUUGGUGCAUCUUGCAAACGAAUAGAUUUGCUAAGAGAAAGUCAAAGAGAGAGGUUGCAAGAGUCGGGGAAUCAAGAAAUGUCAAUUGCAAGAGCCGGAGAUACUCGUUGGAGUUCUCACGACAAAACACUUCUUCGUUUGCUUACUUUAUAUCCUUGUGUUCUUGACGUGCUUGAAUAUAUAGAAACUUCGGCAUGGGAUGAUAUUCACAAAGCACAAGCCUAUGGACUUCAGUUAUACGUGAAAAGUUAUAAGUUUGUAUUUUAUUUACAUUUGAUGAAGUAUAUUUUGGGAGUUACCAAUUUAUUGUGUGUCGCUCUUCAAAGAAAGAAUCAAGAUAUUAUAAAUGCGGUUGAACUAGUUAGAUCAACCAAAGAAGAAUUAUAA